ACUUUAUGAGAGGAUGUUAAGUCUACUUCCUUAUAGAUAUCAGACAACACAGCAGAGUCGUGCUAUGUGUAUAUAUAUGAUGAGGCAAUCACUAGGAUUCAAAAGAAGGCUAACUUGGUACAGCAGAAAAUUAAAGAGAGAGAGGCAUCCAUUUUAAACAGUAUACGGCUAGACAUGCUGUCUAGAAAUAUUCUCAACUGGGUGGUGCUACUGACCCUAGCUACCGUUACCAGGAGCGAGCACUAUCACAUUGUGCCAGUGGAUUCAACUGACUUAUGUAAUGGAUAUCGAAAUGGAACUUGUUUUACUCUCGAGCAGUUUGUUGAAACCGACUUGUUAUCUGGUGGAGACAAUCUCGCCUUGAGCUUUCUACCUGGAGAUCAUGUGUUAACUGAGCAGUUAUGGAUUCGUAACUUCUCACAUGUGCAUCUCACUGGCCUGCCGGAAAAUACAACUGUAGUCAGAUUCCAUAGCAAUGGUGUAAUACGUUUUGUUAGUAUUACCAAAUUGAGCAUUGAACGUUUUGGUUUCAUUGGAGUGAAUUUGGGAUCACCAAACUCACAUCCAGGAUUGAUCGUUGACAGUGCCCACGAUGUCUAUAUCAACGACUGCUACUUUACGAACUUUGAUUUACUCAAUCAGGCAGAUAUAGUUAAGAUUACUAAUACUCAAACUGCAACAAUUGAAAGCACUCUCUUUAUGAAGAACAUUGAUCGGGCACUGCACAUCGAGGCUGAUGAUGUGUACAUAACAAAGAGUGUGUUCACUAGAAAUGAUGGAGGUGCAGUUGACAUUCAAUCAAACAACACACAGAUCAACAACACAGAGUUCAACUACAACAGUGCUGAGAAUGGAGGAGCAGUAGAAGUGAUAUCUGGUACUGUAGUGAUCACUUGGUGUAACUUUACAAAUAACAAAGCUUCUCAGGAUGGUGGAGCGCUUUAUGUUACUUCAGGCAGCAGUGUGACCAUAUCCGAUAGCAACCUGAAAAACAAUGGAGCUAAUUGGGGUGGAGCGAUAAAUGUUGAUUCAGGCAAUGUAUCUAUUUCCGGCAGCACACUGAUAAACAACACUGCUAUAAUGAAUGGUGGAGCUGUUGAUGCUUCUUCCUCAAGCAUUGUGUCCAUCUUUAACAGUAUAUUAACAAACAACACCGCUGACAGGAGUGGUGGAGCGUUUGGUGUUACUUCAAACAGCCGUGUGACUAUAUCCGAUAGCAACCUGACAAACAACGGAGCUAAAAUUUCAGGUGGAGUGAUAAAUGUUGAUUUAGGCAGUGUAUCUAUUUCCGGCAGCACACUGACAAACAACAUUGCUGCAAAGAAUGGUGGAGCUAUUGAUGCUUCUUCCACCAGCCGUGUGACCAUAUAUGAUAGUAACCUGAAAAACAAUGGAGCUAAUUGGGGUGGAGCAAUAAAUGUUAAUUCAGGCAAUGUAUCUAUUUCCGGCAGCACACUGACAAACAACAUUGCUGCAAUGAAUGGUGGAGCUAUUGAUGCUUCUUCCUCAAGCAUUGUGUCCAUCUUCAACAGUAUAUUAAGAAACAACACCGCUGAUGGGAGUGGUGGAGCGAUUGGUGUUCAAUCAGGCAAUUUGAACAUAUUUGAUAGCAACUUGACGAACAACAGAGCUAAAAUUUGGGGUGGAGCGAUAAAUGUUGACUCAAGCCGUGUGUCUAUCUCCGACAGUAUACUGACAGAUAACACUGCUGACAGUAGUGGUGGAGCUAUUGAUGCUUCCUCAAGCAUUAUGUCCAUCUUCAACAGCACACUGACAAACAACAGUGCUAAAAGGAAUGGUGGAGCAAUUGGUGUUACUUCAGACAGCAGCGUGACCAUAUCCAAUAGCAACUUGACGAACAACAGAGCUAAAAUUUCAGGUGGAGCGAUAAAUGUUGAUUCAGGCAAUGUAUCUAUUUCCGGGAGCACACUGACGAACAACAUUGCUGCAAUGAAUGGUGGAGCUAUUGAUGCUUCUUCCUUAAGCAUUGUGUCCAUCUUCAACAGUAUAUUAAGAAACAACACCGCUGACGGGAGUGGUGGAGCGUUUGGUGUUACUUCAGGCAGCCGUGUGACCAUAUCCGAUAGCAACCUGACAAACAACAGAGCUAAAAUUUGGGGUGGAGCGAUAAAUGUUGAAUCAGGCAGUGUAUCUAUUUCCAAUAACACAACACUGACAAACAACACUGCUGAUGGGAGUGGUGGAGCGAUUCGUGUUCAAUCAGGCAAUUUGAACAUAUUUGAUAGCAACUUGACGAACAACAGAGCUAAAAUUUGGGGUGGAGCGAUAAAUGUUGAUUCAGGCAAUGUAUCUAUUUCCGGCAGCACACUGACAAACAACAUUGCUACAAUGAAUGGUGGAGCUAUUGAUGCUUCUUCCUCAAGCAUUGUGUCCAUCUUCAACAGUAUAUUAAGAAACAACACCGCUGACGGGAGCGGUGGAGCAUUUGGUGUUACUUCAAGCAGCCGUGUGACUAUAUCCGAUAGCAACCUGACAAAAAACGGAGCUAAAAUUUCAGGUGGAGUGAUAAAUGUUGAUUUAGGCAGUGUAUCUAUUUCCGACAGCACACUGACAAACAACAUUGCUACAAUGAAUGGUGGAGCUAUUGAUGCUUCUUCCUCAAGCAUUGUGUCCAUCUUCAACAGUAUAUUAAGAAACAACACCGCUGACGGGAGCGGUGGAGCAUUUGGUGUUACUUCAAGCAGCCGUGUGACUAUAUCCGAUAGCAACCUGACAAAAAACGGAGCUAAAAUUUCAGGUGGAGUGAUAAAUGUUGAUUUAGGCAGUGUAUCUAUUUCCGACAGCACACUGACAAACAACAUUGCUACAAUGAAUGGUGGAGCUAUUGAUGCUUCUUUCUCAAGCAUUGUGUCCAUCUUCAACAGUAUAUUAAGAAACAACACCGCUGACGAGAGUGGUGGAGCGUUUGGUGUUACUUCAGGCAGCCGUGUGACCAUAUCCGAUAGCAACCUGACAAACAACAGAGCUAAAAUUUGGGGUGGAGCGAUAAAUGUUGAAUCAGGCAGUGUAUCUAUUUCCAAUAACACAACACUAACAAACAACACUGCUGAUGGGAGUGGUGGAGCGAUUGGUGUUCAAUCAGGCAAUUUGAACAUAUUUGAUAGCAACUUAACGAACAACAGAGCUAAAAUUUGGGGUGGAGUGAUAAAUGUUGAUUCAGGCAAUGUAUCUAUUUCCGGCAGCACACUGAUAAACAACAGUGCUAUAAUGUAUGGUGGACCUGUUUACAACAUUGCUGCAAUGAAUGGUGGAGCUAUUGAUGCUUCUUCCUCAAGCAUUGUGUCCAUCUUCAACAGUAUAUUAAGAAACAACACCGCUGAUGGGAGUGGUGGAGCGAUUGGUGUUCAAUCAGGCAAUUUGAACAUAUUUGAUAGCAACUUGACGAACAACAGAGCUAACAUUUGGGGUGGAGCGAUAAAUGUUGACUCAAGCCGUGUGUCUAUCUCCGACAGCAUACUGACAGAUAACACUGCUGACUACGGUGGAGCGAUUGAUGCUUCCUCAAGCAUUAUGUUCAUCUUCAACAGCACACUGACAAACAACAGUGCUAAAAGGAAUGGUGGAGCGAUUGGUGUUACUUCAAACAGCAGCGUGACCAUAUCCGAUAGCAAUCUGAUAAACAAUAGAGCUGAAAUUUGGGGUGGAGCGAUAAAUAUUGACUCAGGCAAUGUGUCUAUCUCUGACAGCAUACUAGAAAAGAACAGUGCUAAGAGGAAUGGUGGAGCAAUUGAUACUUACUCAGGAAGUGUGUCCAUCUCCAACAGCACACUUACAAACAACAUUGCUGACAGGAGUGGUGGAGCGAUCGGUGUUUACUCAAGCAGUGUGUCUAUCUCAGACAGCACACUGACAAACAAUCGUGCUGUCGCGAAUGGUGGAUUGAUCCAUUGUGACCUUGGCAGUACUGUGUCCAUUUCGGACAGUAUGCUGAAAAACAACACAGCUACCUCUGGAGGAGGAAUAUUUCUAAGAGUGAGUACACUCUCUGUAAAUGAGCCAAUAAAGAUCAAUCUCAACACAGCACACCAGGAUGGUGCAGGAAUUUAUGCUCAUUCUAGUAGAGUUGAUUUUCAAUCUGCGUCUGCAAAUAUACGAAGUGAGAUUGUUGACAACAUUGCUGGAAAUGGUGGAGGUAUUUAUGCAGUAGCUACAACCAUUAAACUAACACACUCACACGUCAGCAUCGGCUCAAACACCGCAACUGCUAGUGGAGGUGGAGUGUUUCUACGGCAAAGUUCAAGACUGUACUUAUUUAAAAAAGACCAUGAACAUGUAGCAAAAAAGAAUCAGCAUAAAAUGACGUUCGUAUCAUUAUUGAUCAACAACAACUCGGCUCAGUAUGGAGGGGGAAUAUUUGUGGCGGAUGACACAGAGAGUGGUGCCUGCAGAGGAGGGGUCACAGAAACUGGUGCUAUUCAAACUAUUUUUGAGGACUGCUUUAUUCAAACAAUAAACUUAAUGGAACCCGAACCCAAAAUAAACCAUUUCAACACAUUCAUGACUAAUAACACAGCUACUCAGUCAGGAGCAGAUAUCUAUGGAGGUCUGUUGGACAGGUGCACAGCAGAACAAAAUGCUGAAUAUUACAAUUCUUCAAAUGGAUUGGACUACAUAAAAAGAACCGUAAAACCAUAUACUGAGUUAUCAAUUUCCUCUUCGCCUAUUCAAGUAACUUUUUGCAACCAUUCACAAAGUGACUAUGUUUUCACGAAAAAGGGACACACAUACAAAAUCAAUGUUAUGGCUUUUGACCAAGUUGGAAAUCCAAUCAAUGCCACAAUUCGCAGUUCUGUUAUCACUAAUAGUGGUGUUGGUCGUCUCAAAGAAGGACAAUCUGAACAAGUAGUUGGCAAUCAAUGCACAGAAUUAGAGUACAAUGUAUUCUCACAAGACAGCUCUGCUCAAGUAGAACUCUAUGCUGAUGGUCCAUGCAUGAAUUUGGGAAUUUCGAGACAAGUUAUUAAUAUUUCUUUUCUACCCUGCACAUGCCCUGUCGGACUAAAACCAAUUCAGUCCGAUAUUGAGUGCAAAUGUGACUGUGAUCCAGACUUGCAACAACUAUAUCAGAUAACAAAUUGUUCUGAGGAAAAUGGGUCCAUAAAGCUGGAAAGUAAUAACAACAUAUGGAUAGAAUUCAUAAAUACUCCCAACAAAACAGGGUAUGUUGUUAGUAACUGUGCAUUUGACUAUUGUGUAGAAAAACCAAUCAACAUCAGUCUAAGCAACCCUGACGAACAGUGUGCCUUCAAUCGAAGUGGUGUCUUGUGUGGAGAAUGUGAACCAGGACUCAGUCUUGUGUUGGCUACGUCAAACUGUAAAGAAUGCUCUAAUCUCUACCUUCUUCUACUAAUUCCAUUUGCACUGGCAGGCAUAUUGCUAGUUGCUUCAAUUCUCGUACUCAAUAUCACUAUAGCAACUGGAAAUAUUCAUGGCCUCAUUUUUUACGCCAACAUAGUAGCUGCUAAUAGAGCAAUUUUCCUUCCUAGUGUAAAAAAUGUUUUAACAGUUUUUGUAUCAUGGGUGAAUCUUGACUUGGGAAUCGAGACUUGCUUUUACGAUGGAAUGAACUCUCAAGGAAAAGCGCUCAUUCAACUUGUCUUUCCCACUUACCUAUUUGUUCUAAUGCUUCUUAUUAUACUUUUGAGCAAGUACUUUGACUCAUUUGCAAAGCUCCUCUCCAACAGGAACCCAGUUGCUGCCCUAGGCACACUUGUCCUACUCUCUUAUUCUAAAUUUUUACGGUUUAUUGUUGCAGCACUACAAUUCACAGAAUUGCAUUAUCCUGACGGUUCGACCAAAGUUGUUUGGCUGUACGACGGCAAUGUGCAAUACUUCACUCCCAUUCGCAUCCCUCAGUUUGUUGCUGCUAUCAUAAUCCUCAUUGCCGGUGUAUUGUUCACUGUACUGCUCUUCUUUGGACAAUGGUUUCCUCGCUGUUCCAAGGUUAUGAUAUGCACCAAGAACACAUACUACAAUGGUUUCAUGGACGCAUACCAUGCUCCAUUCACUCCCAAGCAUCGCUACUGGGUGGGACUGCUUCUCUUUGCUCUGAUUGUUUAUAAUUUAGUAGCUGCUAUGGAUACAGACACUUCUCUCCCUGUUCUAUCAGCUGGGUGUAUUGCAUUCGGACUGAUAGCAUUGAACAACCGAGUGUAUAAAAAGCGAUUUAAUGAAUAUUUAGAAGCAUUAUUUCUACUUAAUCUCGGUAUUCUAUCUAUUGGGACUUCGUAUGUUGUUGAAACACACCAACAGCAAGAAACACUGACCAUUGUUUCGAUGCCUAUAGCUUUCAUCCUUUUUGUGAUAAUAAUCAGCUACCAUUUCCACCACUUCAUACUAAAGAACACCAAAAUAUGGCUUAAGAUAAAGGAAGUCACAAGAACUGGUACUGCAGACAAAAAGAAUCAACAACCUAACAACGCCAUGGCAAUGCAUCAGCUUGCAGCCAAUGAUGAUGAUGAGCAAUUUAAUAAUGCUGAGCAAAUACACAUUGUGAAUCCACCCCUUUACACUGGUGGAGCCGUGGAAGAAGCUGACCCUGAUCGCUACAUCACUCCUCCCAUCAUCAGACCAGCCACGAGGCCGGAACAGCUGAGACUCUCCUACAUGGAUGAACUAGCCCCCAUCACCACAGAGAACUACAGACCAGCCCCUCUCCCUCAAAGAGUCAACCGUCGUCCUACUGUUACACACACAGAAAUCGCCGGGCCCUUUGCGCAAUGAAGUGUGAACUGCCUUACUUGGUACAAUUUUACAUGUACAGCUUAAAACAAUGUUCGUUUUCACUAGUUAUCUGCAUGAAUAGUUAUUUGCUGUUGUUGACAAUUUUAGUUUAAAGAGAGAUUGGCUUUCUGUAUUAACACUGAAAAAAUGGUUGUGCUACAUGUAUAUAUAAUUAUGAUUUGUAUUGAAUAUUUCA
Molecule: messenger RNA, 6940 nt
Organism: Halichondria panicea
Lineage: Eukaryota; Metazoa; Porifera; Demospongiae; Suberitida; Halichondriidae
Exons: 2
Coding region: 175-6744 (2189 amino acids)
Source: RefSeq, a predicted model, not a curated record